This is a messenger RNA of Trypanosoma theileri, 1263 nucleotides long. RefSeq names its product calcyphosin. Gene Ontology annotation, molecular function: calcium ion binding. NCBI's taxonomy places the organism in Eukaryota, Euglenozoa, Kinetoplastea, Trypanosomatida, Trypanosomatidae. The record is from RefSeq and is a predicted model, not a curated record. The transcript has a single exon. Bases 1 to 1263 code for a protein of 420 amino acids.
AUGAUAGGAGGACAACACACGAAGGAGCGUCUAAGCGAACGUUUGCAGGGAUGCCAAAAUCAGCCAAAGAACCGCGGUUAUCUCCCUGGCACUAAACUACUGACAGGCGGCUACAGUACAGAAACACUGCAGGGGAAUUGGAGUGAGGAACGGGCAGAUGCGGCUUACUACGAUCGAAAGGCCGUACUUCCAACACAUCUUCAGAAGGUAUGGACAACGGAUUAUCGAUCCAUGACAAGUAAUGCAACUGGACCGGUGAGUUCCCCUGUGUUUGAUCAGGCUACAUUAAUGGAUAUUGUGGACCACAAGCAACGAGCCUAUCCUGCACAUCAACCACAGUUGGAUUCUCAGCGGGAAGAGAUCAUUAAGGAUUUCUCCAAGACAACAAUGAAAGAAUCCUACAGGGAUCCACGAGAGGCGAAAGAAAAAGAGGAACAAUAUGUUCCACUUGUUAUUGGACGUUCUGAUACAUCACAGGCGAAAGCAGUGAUAUUACGUUUUCAACGUCAAUUACAGUUAUCUCAUCAUGGACAAUCUGCUUUUCCAGGAAAUGUUCUUCGUCUGGUGCGACUCUCACUACACCGAAAUGAUACUGUUGGAGAAGGCAUGUUAACAGUGGAAGAGGCUCAACGUGCUUUUGAAGAAGCAACCGUAAUAACCAACAGACCAGAAUGUAUGGCUCUUUUUCGAGCUUUUGAUGUUAAAGGUAAUGGUACAAUUUCAAUUGAUAAAAUUGUAGAGGAACUACGUGGAGAAUUACGUGAUCGCCGUUACAGUAUUGUGGAAAAAGUGUAUGAGAUGCUUAAAACACUAUGUCCUGAUGGUAUUGUACGUCUUAAACGUCUUGUGGAUCUUGUGGAUGUUGAUAGUAUGGAUACUGUUAUGAACGGUAGUGUCACUUCUUCAGAUGCACAUAAUGCAUUUGUAGAACAAUGGGAUUUACCUCUUGAUGCUUAUAUUUCAUUUGAUACCUUUCUCUCAUUCUUUAAAGAUGCUUCUUUUGAAAUUGACAGUGACCAAGAGUUUGAGGUGCUAAUGCGUAAUAUCUGGCAUCUUAGCGGAGGGAAUGGGAAAUCCAUGAACACCUCUUGUAGAAGGGUACGAGUAGUUCAUAGAAAUGGACGUAUUACUUUCCAAGAGGUAAAGAACGACUUGGAUAUAAGGGACAAUGACCCAAACAUAACAGAACGUAUCAUUGCGAAUUUAGCAUCACAAGGAAUAAAAGAUGUGGCCAAGAUUGAAAUAUUACCGAAGAAACGGUAG